This is a messenger RNA of Cydia strobilella, 823 nucleotides long. RefSeq names its product transmembrane emp24 domain-containing protein 5-like. Gene Ontology annotation, biological process: intracellular protein transport; endoplasmic reticulum to Golgi vesicle-mediated transport; Golgi organization. NCBI's taxonomy places the organism in Eukaryota, Metazoa, Arthropoda, Insecta, Lepidoptera, Tortricidae. Gene Ontology annotation, cellular component: Golgi apparatus; endoplasmic reticulum; COPII-coated ER to Golgi transport vesicle. The record is from RefSeq and is a predicted model, not a curated record. The transcript has a single exon. Bases 16 to 819 code for a protein of 267 amino acids.
UAACACCAAUGAGCAAUGACAAUACGCACGCAACUGUUCAAACAAACAGCUACAAAGUCAGACGCGCUCUUGCAACAGUGUAACGAGGAUACAGCUAACAAAAUGUACAUACUAGUUUUUUUACUUUUGAUUCUACGAGCAUGUGCCGCUCAAGUGAUGACCUACGAAACGGACAUGAAUUUCCGAGUAGAGCCAGGCGAUAGAACGUGCUUCUUCGAGAAAGGGAAAGCCGGUCAGAUUCUCGAAGCUUCGUACCAAGUGAUCGACGGGCAACACGGAGAUAUAGACAUAUCGUUCGAUAUCGUGGCGCCCGAUGGGCUAGUACUAGCUUCAGACUACAAGCAGCCCUACAACUCGCUUAUAAUGGAGUUGGAGCAGGACGGGGACUAUGUGUUCUGCCUGGACAAUACAUUCAGCGUGAUGAACUCAAAGUUAGUGUUUGUGUAUGUGAUGAUAGAGGAUAAAGUUGCUGAGGCAGUUGAGAAAGCAUCAGAGCCCGGAGUUAGUGAAGUCGAACAAGAAGAAGUCUUAGAGUGGACGGGCACAUUGCCGAACGGGGAGGUUUACUACAUGGAGGUGGCGCAUAUUGCUGAUUCGCUCACGCGCACCCUGAAGCUCGUAGUGCGCGCGCGCCAUCUAUUGGACAUCUACGGAGCGAGCAAGUCGCGCGACAGUUACGCGGCGUUCGAGGACACCUUCAUCGUCGACCUGUGGUCGGCCUUCCAGAUCACUUUCAUGUGUACCGUCGGAACGCUUCAAGUUUACAUGAUAAAGAAACUGUUCAAUAAGUCUACUAAAAAUGUAAAUAGAUUAUAUUAGGUAU